This is a messenger RNA of Erythranthe guttata (spotted monkey flower), 687 nucleotides long. Its product is annotated as ubiquinol-cytochrome C reductase UQCRX/QCR9-like family protein. Gene Ontology annotation, cellular component: respiratory chain complex III. The record is from RefSeq and is a predicted model, not a curated record. Gene Ontology annotation, biological process: mitochondrial electron transport, ubiquinol to cytochrome c. NCBI's taxonomy places the organism in Eukaryota, Viridiplantae, Streptophyta, Magnoliopsida, Lamiales, Phrymaceae.
UCAAAUAUUAGACCCGGUUUAUUGAAUCAACAAACCCGUGUUGAGAAGUUUCCGGAUCAAUCAAACCAUCCGCAGUUGCCCCAUUUCUCCUUCAUCAUCGUGCGAGAGAGAUUUGACAGAACUCGAGAACUUUUCUCUUUCGAUUUUUUGCAGAAAAAGAGAUAAAAAAAGGAUCGGAAAAAUGGAACCGGCAGUCAGACGAAGCGGCGGCGUAUGGGAGGGUAUGUACAGAGUGAUUAUGCGCCGCACUCCUGUCUACGUUACCUUCGUCGUCGUCGGCGCCUUCCUCGGCGAACGGGCUGUGGAUCGUGGAAUUCGCGGUCUCUGGGACCACAUCAAUGUUGGGAAGCGAUACGAGGAUAUUUCAGUUUUGGGACAGAGACCAACUGAAGAAUGAAGUAGCAGUGUGUUACCUAUUACAUCUGCCUCUAUUUGUUUUUCUCCAUAGAUUCAAAAAUGCAUUUUGAUUUUCAAUAAUUGUUGUUCAUGCCUGUGGUUUUCUUUAUAAUGUAAGAACAGGCCAAUUUCGAGUUCUAGCUUUUGCUUUAUUGUCUGAUAAGUUUCAUGCAAUGAGAUGUUCUGGUUAUAUUAUGAACAAAAACCUCGGCACAAGGUGAGAUAUUUCAUCAAACAAUGCCUAUUUACCCGGUUUUCGUUUAUAUCUUAAGUUUUUUUUUUUUUAAAUCA